This is a messenger RNA of Williopsis jadinii, 844 nucleotides long. RefSeq lists its product as uncharacterized. The transcript has a single exon. The record is from RefSeq and is a predicted model, not a curated record. Bases 103 to 774 code for a protein of 223 amino acids. NCBI's taxonomy places the organism in Eukaryota, Fungi, Ascomycota, Saccharomycetes, Phaffomycetales, Wickerhamomycetaceae. Gene Ontology annotation, biological process: autophagy of mitochondrion. Gene Ontology annotation, cellular component: mitochondrion.
AAGCGCAAGGACGAAAAGGCCUUCAGAGCUUCCCAAAGGGCGAACCUCUCCAUACAACACAUAACAUCAACAACAUCGACGGAAAACAAUAACAGCUGAAACAUGGGGACCUGUCUCACUGUAAUCAAAGUCGUCGGAACAACCUCGCUUGGUAUCUAUGCCGGUGUCAUUGCCUCAAACUUGUCGAACUACGGCAUUAUGUCUCAUGUGUUGAAGACCGCAACAGUGGCAACGUCAGAGAAGGCGACGGGGUUGGUUUUGGGCAAGAUCAAAACCACCGGUGCUCUGCUGGCGUCGCUCGGUACCAUCGCCACCGGUGCCUUCAUCAUGGCGUACACACAGGCACCAAGGGCCCUGAAGCAUCCGUAUCUCAUCUAUGCCUCUUUGGUUGCUCCGCUGACCAGUAUCAUCUACCUGGGAUUGACAAGACCUCAUCUGCAUCAGUACUGUGAGCUGAAGAAGAUGAAGAAGCAGAGACAAGCUGAAAGACCAGCCAGUAAGAAGCACAAACAAGAGGUUAUCUCUGAACUGGACAAUUCCACGUACAAAGACCUUGGCGAUGUGCUGACAACCUCAGAUGAGGAGACCCCAUCGGCUCAGACAACGUCAACUGGUGAUGAGGACUCUGAAGCUGAACAGGAAGUUGAACUCCAUUUGGCUCAAAAGUCGUUGCUGGAUACUCUUUACAGCGUACACUUGGGCGAUUACAUCAACGUUGCCAUUUCCACGUUGGGCUUUGUCGUGGCCACCGUUGGACUUUACGGCGAUUACUGAAUUCACGUAUGCCCUUAUUAUAUACUACAAUCCAGACGAAAUUAACAUUCGAAAAUACGAGAAAUCAAAA